UGUCUUCGGACGUCACAUUCUUUGAACCAUCCAGUCACUCUUUCCUGGAUUUCAAUCUCUAUUCUUCGCCUGCUAAUCGGUUCCCCGACCCGUCUCUUCGUCUUAUCCAUACCCAAUUCAUUGUUUAAGAGCAAGGAACUUUUAGAAUACCGCAAUCAUGAUGAAGCUUACCGUCGCUUUCUUGGCCGCCCUCGCCGCUGCCGACGCUGCCGAGGCCCGCAGCCAGCGCUUUGCCCGCCGCCAGCAAUACGGCUCCUACGGAUCCUACCCCUCUGUUCCUCAGAACCAGGCUGGUUACAACGCCACCACCCCUGCCUCCAGCUCCCCGGUCCCCGUUGUCCCUGAGGCUGCUACCUCCUCCGCCCCCGCCGGCGGUGACUACGGCGCUGGUUACCCUGCUGCCACUCCCACCCCCGCUGUCCCCGAGGCUGCCUCCUCCAGCCCAGCUGGUGGUGAGUACGGUGCUGGCAAGCCUUCCACCCCAGCUGUCCCUGAGGCUGCCACCAGCUCCGCUCCUGCUGCUUCUUACCCCGCUGGUGGUGAGUACGGUGCCGGCAAGCCUUCCACCCCCGCUGUUCCCGAGGCUGCCACCAGCUCUGCUCCUGCUGCCACCUACCCCGCUGGUGGUAACUAUGGCUCUGGCAAGCCUUCCACUCCCGUAGUCCCAGAGGCCGCUACCUCCUCCACCCCCGCUGCCUCCUACCCCGCUGGUGGCAACUACGGAACUGGCAAGCCCUCCGUCCCUGUUGUGCCAGAGGCCGCCUCCAGCACUGGCUACCCCAUGUACCCCACCGGAACCGGCUCUUACCCAGCCUCUUCCACCCCCGUCAGCGACAUGGUCACCAGCACCAUCUACAGCACCCAGAUCUUCACCAAGACUGCCUGCCCUUCCACCAUCACCACCACCUCCACCUCCACCCAGUACAGCACCGUUGUUGUCACUGUUCCUGGCUCCAAGCCCACUCCUGAGGUUCCUUCUGACCAGACCAAGCCCUCUGGCCCAGCCGGUGGUGAGGGUUACCCUACUGGCCCAGCUGGCGGUAACGGCUACCCCACUGGCCCAGCUGGCGGUGACAAGGACAUGACCAGCACCAUCAGCUCCACCUCCACCUCCACCAAGUACAUCACCGUCAAGCCCACUCCCUCUGGCGAUGUCCCAGUCGGCUCUGACUCCUACCCCACUGGCCCUGCCGGUGGUGCUGGUGCUAAGCCUUCUCCUUCCACCCCUGCCGGUGAGGAGGGUGAGGACUGCGCUCCCGUCACCGUCACCGUAACUGCCAAGGAGACCAUCACUGUUACCGCCGGUGGUAACUACCCCGUCGCUACCCCCGACUCCGAGGAGCCCAGCUACCCUGCCAGCACUCCUCUUGUCCCCGCUGACAAGACCUCUGGCAUGCCUCCUCACCCCACUGCUCCUUACGGAAACGGCACCAUGCCCUACGUCCCCGUUGGCACUGGCCCCGCUCCCGUCCCCAGCAGCGCCACCGCUUCUCUCCCCAGCUUCUCUUUCGUCUCUGAGAACUCCAAGCCCACUCCCAGUGCCCCCGCCGCUGCCUCUUCCGCCCCCGCCUACCCCGUCGGUGGUAACUACGGUGCUCAGCCCUCUCCUUCCGUCCCUGCUGCCGCUGAGUCCUCGCCUGCCUACCCUGUAGGCGGUAACUACGGUGCCGGCAAGCCUUCCACCCCCGUUGUCCCUGAGGCCGCUACCUCCUCCACCCCCGCUGGUGGCGAGUACGGUGCUGGCUACCCUGCUGCCACCCCCACCCCCGCUGUCCCUGAGCCAGCCACCUCCAGCCCUGCUGGCGGCAACUACGGAAGCGGUAGCUACGGUACCUACUAAGCGCUGACUCUCUCAUCGUAGAGUAGGCUCGCGUUUUGUUUGCAUCGCAUGUGUAUAGGGUCACUUGGCCCAUUUUCUUGCCUGUCCACUGAGCCCACUGGGCCAAGUCUCCUCAGGCAAGGGCCAGAUGCGAUGAAAGUGGGUUACAAU
Molecule: messenger RNA, 1990 nt
Organism: Bipolaris sorokiniana ND90Pr
Lineage: Eukaryota; Fungi; Ascomycota; Dothideomycetes; Pleosporales; Pleosporaceae
Exons: 3
Coding region: 158-1840 (560 amino acids)
Source: RefSeq, a predicted model, not a curated record